Phoenix dactylifera (date palm) is the source of this 1090-nucleotide messenger RNA. RefSeq names its product heat stress transcription factor C-2a-like. NCBI's taxonomy places the organism in Eukaryota, Viridiplantae, Streptophyta, Magnoliopsida, Arecales, Arecaceae. The record is from RefSeq and is a predicted model, not a curated record. Gene Ontology annotation, biological process: regulation of transcription by RNA polymerase II; cellular response to heat. Gene Ontology annotation, molecular function: RNA polymerase II cis-regulatory region sequence-specific DNA binding; DNA-binding transcription factor activity. Gene Ontology annotation, cellular component: nucleus.
CCGUUCCAACUUCUUUCGCGCGAAAGGCAUCCCAUCCCCCGCCACCGCGCAUCAUUUUUUUUUUAUUUAAAAAAAGCGACCCAGUUCACAACCUUGCAUCAUCUAUUUCUUACUGCCUUUGUAAGCCCGGGAAGCGGGCAGCGAUUUCCCCAUUGCCCCCAGUUCGCUUAUUUGGAGAUGGAAGACGGCAGCAGUAACGGAGGCGUCCAGGUGGCCUCUCCCUUCGUAGUGAAGACGUACAGGAUGGUGAACGACCCGGCGACGGACUCCGUGAUCUCAUGGGGGAAGGACAACAACAGCUUCGUGGUGGCCGACCCCUUCGUCUUCUCCCAGACCCUCCUCUCCGCCCACUUCAAGCACAACAACUUCUCUAGCUUCAUCCGCCAGCUCAACACCUAUGGGUUUCGGAAGGUGGAUCCGGAUCGAUGGGAGUUCGCCCAUGCAUCGUUUCUCAGAGGACAAACGCAUCUUCUCCCGCGAAUCGUCCGGCGGAAGAGUAGCAACUCGAAGGGCGGCGGCAGAGAAGGAGGGGGAAGGGGGGAGGAGGAGGAGGAGGAGGAGGAGGAGAGGGUGGCGAUGGAGGUGGUAAGGCUGAAGGAGGAGCAGAGGAAGAUCGAAGAGAAGGUGCAGCGGAUGCGGCGGCGGGUGCAGGAGACGGAGCGCCGGCCGCAGCAGAUGCUGGCGUUCUUGGUGAAGGUGGCGGGGGACCCGCUCGUGCUCCACCGUUUUAUGGGGACGAGCGAGGGAGGGAAGAAGAGGGCCAGGCUUCGGCUGGAGGGGAACAGGGGAGAGUUGGAGGCGGCGCCGGUGGAGGUGGGGAUGGACGGCCGUUUUCAGUCGCUUCCGGUUGAGUUCGAUGGGGGUUUCCUCGCUGUGGAUGGCGUGGACUCGUUCUUCAACACCGUUGACUCGGUGGGAGUUUACGGCAGUCCGGCGUCCGGUGUCGGAGGGGUGGAGGUGGGCCGUGGAGGGCCUUAUCCUUACUCUUUCCUGGACGGGAAUGGGUUUUAAUUUUUCGUAUUUCUACACGCUCUUUUAACGUUUUCUUUUCCUCAGUUUCUUAUCUUUUUCCCUGUUUCCUCUUUCUUCA